This is a messenger RNA of Charadrius vociferus (killdeer), 945 nucleotides long. It is a transcript of the gene DNASE1L3, whose product is annotated as deoxyribonuclease I-like 3. The coding region runs from base 22 to 945 and encodes 307 amino acids. The record is from RefSeq and is a predicted model, not a curated record. Gene Ontology annotation, biological process: programmed cell death involved in cell development; apoptotic DNA fragmentation. The transcript is spliced from 8 exons. Gene Ontology annotation, cellular component: nucleus. Gene Ontology annotation, molecular function: DNA nuclease activity. NCBI's taxonomy places the organism in Eukaryota, Metazoa, Chordata, Aves, Charadriiformes, Charadriidae.
AUUUUGUCCAAGUUCCUAAAGAUGUUGCUCUUCAUCUUGCUUUCGCUCUUCAACUUCAACCCAUCUCUGAGCCUAAAAAUCUGCUCCUUCAACGUAAGGUCUUUUGGAGAAACAAAAAUAGCCAGACCUGAAGUCGUCGAUGCCGUGGUAAAGAUCAUUUCUCGCUGUGACAUCAUGUUGCUGAUGGAAAUAAAGGAGAACAAGAACCGUGUUUGUCCUCUCCUGGUGCAGAAGCUCACCAGUCAGCUGAAGGGGCUGAAGGAGGAAUACAACUGUGUGGUCAGCGAGAGGCUGGGAAGGAAGAGCUACAAGGAGCAGUACGCCUUCCUCUACAGACAAGAUCUGGUAUCGGUGAAACAAACCUACCAGUACCCUGACGCCCAGCCUGGGGACGAGGAUGCCUUCUCCAGAGAGCCCUUCGCCGUCUGGUUCCAGUCUCCAAAAACGGCUGUCAAAGAGUUUGCUAUAAUCCCUCUGCACACCACACCAGAGACAGCAGUACGGGAGAUUGAUGAGCUCUAUGAUGUGUAUUUAGACGUAAAACAGCGCUGGAAAACUGAGAACUUCAUCUUCAUGGGGGACUUUAAUGCUGGAUGCAGCUACGUUCCCCAAAAGCAGUGGAAGAACAUCCGGCUGAGGACUUACUCCGAAUUUGUCUGGCUAAUCGGCGACAAAAAUGACACGACAGUGAAGAGAAGCACGAGCUGCCCAUAUGACAGGAUCGUGGUCAGCGGGCAGAAGCUCGUCCACGCUGUCAUGCCACACUCUGCCAACAUUUUCGAUUUCCAGAAGGACUUUCAGAUGACGGAGGAGCAGGCGCUGGGGGUGAGCGACCACUUCCCUGUAGAGUUUGAGUUAAAAACAAAAGGCGGCUUCUUCAACUGGCUGAAAUCACAGUUUUCAAAGAGGAGACGACCAAGAAAGAGCCGCCGCUUGAGCUCAUGA